AUGUUACGUGGUUUGUCGUUCCGGGUUUUCGUGUACGGUACUCUGAAAAGGGGAGAGCCAAAUGCCGACGUGAUAACGAAUACCGCCGGACGAUAUCGUUUCAUCGGUGAAGGACGAACGAAGGUACCGUAUCCGCUCAUUGUCGCCUCGAAAUAUAAUAUUCCUUUCGUCCUUAACGAACCCGGAAAAGGAUAUCAAGUUGAAGGUGAAGUGUAUGAAAUUGAUGAUGUGAAGCUGAAUAUUCUUGAUAAGCUUGAAGAUUAUCCAACAUUUUACUGGCGGCAAGAGGAGAAGAUUCUACUCUCAACUAAUAGUGAAACAACAGCUUGGAUGUAUUUGCUACGAAAUUGGCGACCUAAUAUAUAUGAAACAGCAACACCGAUGAUGUCUAACUAUUCUAGCAAUGGUGCUCAUGGCAGGAAAUACGUACCAAGGUGUGUUCAAUCAUAUGGGAAAGAAAACAACUGA
This is a messenger RNA of Angiostrongylus costaricensis, 468 nucleotides long. NCBI's taxonomy places the organism in Eukaryota, Metazoa, Nematoda, Chromadorea, Rhabditida, Metastrongylidae. The record is from the annotation of a GenBank genome assembly.